AUUUUCUAGAUUUGUGCUCCAGACUGCUCACUGCCUCCUAAGUUGUUCCUCCCUGCCCAUCACACAGCCUUCACCCUCGAUUCUCACACACUGUUGGAAAUCAGAAAAGCUGGCCAGCAAUCACUGACAGAAGCAGCAAUUUCUCUUCCCAGUAUGCCAGCCAAACGCAAGACCAAGCGAGCCAUUCCUGGCACCAAGGCGUCUCGUGUACCUAAAUCUGGAGGAUGGGUGUUGCCUCAUGGUCUUGGGCUACCAGCUCCUACUUCGGCAAAGCCCAGUGACAGUGGACCAACUGAGGAUGUUCCAGAGCAGAAGAAACUGAACUUGAAAACUACCAAGUCUUUGACUCAGCCAGACAAAAUCCAAGCCAGCGCCAGUCAUGAGUUGCCUGCUGUGACGGGUGAGGAGAACAACACAGAGGCCAGCAAGCCACCCCAAAAAGGCCAGUCAAAGGCUUCCUUGACUGGAGAGACAGUAGCAGCCCUCACACUGGAGGGCUACUACACUGGCAAAAGACUAUAUGGCAGUGAAGAGGUGGAGCGCAUACGAAUGAAGACAUCUGUCAAGGACAGAACCCCAUAUGAGAAGAAAGUGCUUGUGCCUUACAAGACAACUCCAUUCCCGGGAUUUCAGGGACCCUCUGCUGAGGAUUGUACAAAGGUUCACUCAAUCCUUGUCCAAGAGCAUGGCCCGUGUCCACAGCCCGAAGAAAUCCCUCCCCCAAGCCUGAAAGUAGCCGGUUGUGGUCAGGUCAGGCAGGUCUGCGAUGCGCUUCUGCGUACAGUGCUCAGUACCAACACUCAAUUUGACAAUGCGGACAAGGCUGUUCAAGGACUCCACAAGGCCGUGGGGACUGUCACAGAAAACCUGCAAUUGGACCCAGAGGAGUAUCCUGGACUCAAAGAUUGCCUGGACUAUAGCCGCAUUCGCACUCUUUCCCUCAAGGAAGUGCAGCAAGCCAUAGUCCAAGGUGGUAACCACAUUGAGAAGGGCAGCAACAUCAAGGCGACCGUGGACCAGAUCCAUGACAUCAACGCUGAGCGGGCCAAAUCGUUUCGAGAGGAAACGGACGAGAGCCCAGCCACUGUCCUGGCAGCUGAACUACUUUCUGAGCAGCAGAAACAGCAAGAGAUCUGGAUGUUCGACCAAGGCAUCCUUAACCUUGAAUACUUGCGAGUGCUGUCUGAGAAGGAUGCCAUGAACGAGUUAAUGGCGUUCCGAGGUGUCGGCGUCAAGGUGGCUGCUUGUAUUCUUCUGUUCUGUAUGCAGAAGCCUGUCUUUGCAAUAGACACACACUGCUUCCGCCUUUCAAAGUGGCUUGGGUGGGUUCCCAGAGGGAUGAAGAAAGGGGGCGAAGAUGAGGCAUUCGCACACCUUGAUGCUACUGUUCCUGACCAUUUGAAAUAUGAUCUCCACCAGCAGUUCAUCCGACACGGUCAGUUCUGCUUGAAGUGCAAGACCAACAGCAAUGAGGGGUGGGCUGAGUGGGAGAAAACCAUCUGCCCCCUUGAGGACCUUCUUCAAAGGACAGGCAAGGAGAAACCACCUGCUAAAUUGGGGGCAAAGAAUGCAGGAGAGAACACCAUUGAGAAACCAAGCCAGGAGCUUGAGGGCGAGGGUGCAAUUGUUGAGGCAAGAGCUCCAAAGAAACGUGGUCGGCAGCAGAAAAAUGAGGGUGGCAACUUCGACGAGCCAGCCAAGCGAGUCCGCAAGCAGAACAACAGCAUCCUGGAGCCAAAGCCUGCACAUGCCCAGCAUGCCACUCGGUCAACUCGCAACAGCAGAAAGGCAGCAUUGGACUUCGUUCCGGAGGCACAAGUCGAGGAUGAACAGCAACAGGACCUUGCUGAGAUUGACGUCGCAGAAGCCAUGCUGAACCCUGUUAUGCAGGUGAUAGCAACACAAGCAGAAGCAGAUGAGGAGUCCUCCUAUUUAUCUGAGCACAGCGACAGUGAAUUCACCAGCUUCAAGCAAUGAGGAGGGUGAUUGAGCAGUAUCCUAAGCCUUGACAUGGCAAUUAGGAUGAAGCAUGUCUGGCCAUAAGAAGCAUGGUAAGGUAUCAUGAUGCAUGCCAGCGUGGACAGCACAUGUAUUACGGAGUUAUGGAUAAUCAUAUCCGGAACAAGGUAUUCAAGGUGCCUCCUAUGCUCACACAGCAGACAUUUCAGGAACAGCCUUCUCUUAUUGGGCAGAAGUUUGGAACAGAAUGGGGCUCAAGGAAAGUAGCGCAACAAUUUUUGGCAAGAGGUUAGAAACCCUGGCUCGGUCUUCUACGGUACAAGCACAAACCUGGGACUUUGGGACGUGGGUGCAUCCAUUUUCCCCUGGCCGACUAUAAAGAACUUCCUUGCUCUGGGAAGCCACCUGGUGGAGCUGGAAAC
This is a messenger RNA of Diaporthe batatas, 2381 nucleotides long. RefSeq lists its product as uncharacterized. NCBI's taxonomy places the organism in Eukaryota, Fungi, Ascomycota, Sordariomycetes, Diaporthales, Diaporthaceae. The transcript is spliced from 2 exons. The coding region runs from base 154 to 1977 and encodes 607 amino acids. Gene Ontology annotation, biological process: base-excision repair. The record is from RefSeq and is a predicted model, not a curated record. Gene Ontology annotation, molecular function: catalytic activity.